Molecule: messenger RNA, 2251 nt
Organism: Rubroshorea leprosula
Lineage: Eukaryota; Viridiplantae; Streptophyta; Magnoliopsida; Malvales; Dipterocarpaceae
Source: the annotation of a GenBank genome assembly
AUCUCCAGUUUUCUCUUGAGGGAGAAGAAGAAGAAAAAGGGAAUAGCAACAGUGGGUAUGGAUUCAUUAAGUGAGAGAGCAACCCUGAUGCGAGAGUCCCUACAGAAGAGCCAAACCAUCACGGACAAUGUCAUCUCCAUACUUGGUUCCUUUAACAGUCGCCUUUCCGCUCUCGAGACUACCAUGCGUCCGACUCAGAUUAGAACACAUUCUAUAAGGAAGGCUCAUGAGAAUAUAAAUAAGACUUUAAAGACUGCAAAGAUUAUUUUGGAGCAAUUUGAUCUUUCUCGUCAGGCAGAGGUUAAAAUACUCAAGGGGCCACAUGAUGACCUAGAAAGUUAUCUAGAAGCACUUGAUCAGCUAAGAAACUCCAAUUACUAUUUUAGCAGCAAGAAAAGCUUUAGGAAUAGUGAUGUUGUGGUUAAUCAUGCAAACAGUUUACUUGUUAAAGCUAUUUCAAAGCUACAAGACGAGUUUAAGCAAUUAUUAACAUCAUACAGCAAACCAAUCCAACCCGAUUGCCUUUUUGAUUGCCUCCCAAACUCAUUAUGUCCAGCUUCCAGAUCACCUGUAGACCAGGGUGAUAGUGGUGGGAAGGUUGCAUCCAUUAACCAUUCUGAGCACCAUAAAAAUGACUUAGAAAAUUCUAUCUAUACAACUCCCACUCUUAUUCCACCAAGCAUUCUGCCAUUGCUGCAUGAUCUAGCCCAACAAAUGGUUCAAGCUGGUCAUCAGCAGCAGUUAUCCCGAAUAUACAGAGAGACCCGAUCUUCCAUUUUGGAAGAUAGUCUACAACUAAUGGGAGUUGAAAAACUUAGCAAAGAUGAUGUCCAAAAUAUGGAGUGGGAGGUUCUAGCAGCCAAAAUUGUGAAAUGGGUUCAUUUUAUACGUAUUGCUGUCAAACUCCUCUUCACUGCAGAAAGGAACAUUUGUGAUCAAAUAUUUAAAGGCUUUGAUUCUCUUAGUGAUCAAUGUUUUGCUGAAGUUACAGCAAAUAGUGUCUCAGUUCUUUUUAGUUUUGCUGAAGUGAUGGCCAAAAGCACAAGAACACCAGAAAAAUUGUUUGUUCUUUUAGACAUGUAUGAGAUAAUGAGAGAGCUUCAUUCGGAGAUUGAAGCACUUUUCAAGGGUAAAGCAUGUACCAAGACUAGAGAAUACGCAUUGGGCUUAAUAAAGCAACUUGCACAGACAGUACAGGAGACAUUUGGUGAUUUUGAAAAAGCAGUUGAAAAAGAUGCAUCAAAAACUAUUGUAUUGGAUGGAACUAUACAUCCAUUGACUACCUAUGUCAUUAACCAUGUGAAGUUUUUGUUGGACUACCAAUCAACAUUGCAACAAUUAUUUGAGGAAUUCGAGAAAGGAGACGAGAUAAAUUCUCAGUUAUCUUCUGUGACAAUGAGAAUUAUGCAAGCUCUUCAAACAAAUUUGCAUGGAAAAUCAAAACAGUAUCAGGAUCCUGCUUUGACUCACUUAUUUCUCAUGAACAAUAUUCACUAUAUGGUCAGAUCCGUUCAAAGGUCUAAAGCCAGAGAUCUCUUAGGGGAUGAUUGGGUUCAAAGACAUAGAAGGAUUGUGCAACAGCAUGCAAAUCAAUAUAGAAGAAAUGGUUGGAGAAAGAUUCUCCAGUCUCUCUCCAUACAAGCGCUGACUUCAUCUAGGGGUGGUAGUGCUAGCGUAGUAGGUGCUGACAUCGGAAAUAGUAGUGGAGUUUCAAGAGCAUUGGUUAAAGAAAGGUUUAAGACAUUCAACAUGCAGUUUGAAGAGCUUCAUCAAAGACAAUCCCAGUGGACUGUUCUAGACAUAGAGUUAAGAGAAAACCUUAGGCUUGCGGUUGCUGAAGUCUUGUUGCCAGCUUAUAGAUCUUUCCUAAGACGUUUUGGACCUAUGGUUGAGAAUGGGAAGAAUUUGCAAAAAUACGUUAAAUACACAGCAGAAGAUCUAGAACGAAUGUUGGAUGAAUUCUUUGAGGGGAAGAAUCUGAGUGAGCCGAGGUUAUAGUUUGGAUCUCUUUCUCCAUUGUGGAAGCACAAUAUAUACCAAUCAACAGUGGCUAUAUCUCUCCCCAGCUAGAAAAAUGUUGAAUAAAAUAGGUUAUAAUAAUGAUGAAUGUGUGUAUCUACGAUUCAAGAUUGACAAUAAUAAGCACCUGAAUGUGUCCUUUUGCAAAUGCCAUAGCGUGGUCUAACAUAGGUAUUACUAAUGGUGUGGUUGUGUAAAUAAUAUUAAUGGUUUAUAAAAGAAAGUGUUUGUC